GACGCAAAACCCCCACCCCCCUUUUUUUUUCUCAUUCAAAAACAAGAGGAAAGUAAGAGCAGCUCGAGCGAGCGCGAGCGCACAACUCUUUUCCUUCUUCACGCGCGUCUUCCUUUCCUUAGUAUUCAAAGCCAUAUAACAGACAAGCCAUGGACACGCUGCAACAGAUAAAUGUAAACAGAGUCAGUAGCAUGGACUGUGAAAAUAUGGAGGUUGCAGCAGAUGACCAUUUGAGAAAUUUAAAGGAGUUGGCUGAGAGAUUGCGACUACAGACCAGAAGACCCUCCUAUCAAGAGUGGAAGGCCCAAGUAGAAGCUACUAGUGCCAAAGGACCAUCAGACCCAACAAAGUCCACUGUAUCAAGUCAAGACGAAGGACAGGAGCACACGGAUGGACCUGAAAGAAUUGAUCAUGUGUUGCACUUAACAGAAGAGUGCAGCCUGACUUCAAGUAACCUGAAAGGGUUCGGGAAUAUUGAUGAGGCUCUUGUUUGGCUGAGGAAAGAACUGAUGGAGAUGCGUGUGCAGGACCAGCAGCUGGCUCGCCAGCUCAUGCGCCUACGAGGAGAUAUCAACAAACUGAAGAUCGAGCAGACGUGCCACCUGCAUCGACGGAUGCUCAAUGAUGCUACGUUUGGCCUGGAGGAGCAUGACGAGCUCUCUGAUCUUCUAUGUGAUAGUCCUGUUACACCUGGCUUUGGUCUGUCAGCACCUCUUCGCCUGAUCGGUGUUACUAAAAUGAACAUAAACACAAGACGCUUCUCCCUCUGCUAGGCUGAAAGUAAACAGGGUUUCUAAGUAAAGUUUAUCAUGUCUUCAAUUUAAAAACAAGGAUCUUACAUAAAAAUGUAUUAUAGGGAAAAAUAUCUUGAGACAUAUUUUGUAACGAAUCAUGAAACCUUUAGCUGUAAUGAUGCGCUCACAUUUAUUUGCUUAUGCUGCUUUCAUUGCCUUCUGCAUUGUACGCAAUAUGCUUUAUCAUUUAAAUUACACACCAAGCCUUAUAAGCUAAAUUACAAAUUACAAAACAAAAACGCUUGAACAGUUAAUACACACAGAAUAUGAUGCUUAAAAAAAAAAAAAAAUAAAUAAAUAAAAUUCUACAGACAUAAUUAUAGCAAGAUACAGGACAAAUAAUCGUAUAAAUAUUUUUUCAUUUCAGUAAAAAGAUUUAGGAUAUAAAACAGUGUAUUGCUUUGACAACAGUUUUCAGUGUUUAGGAUCUACUACGACUAUUACUUUAUUAUUCAUGUUUUUAGGUUUUAAGACAAGAGAUUCUGGAUACAGAAAACUCAUAGCUAUUUUGGCACAUAGCCAGAUAAGGAGUCGGGGGGCAUGUGGUUAUUGGAAACGUAAUCAUUGAUGGGGUGUAAUAGCAUGUACAGUAUUUUAUCCCCCUUAUAACCCUAACAAUUUGCCAACACAUGCAAUUAUGUAUUAAACAAAGGAGUUUUUUUUUUUUACUUUUAAAAGUUGUCUAAUGUUGUGGAACAUCCUUGAGACAUCUUCUUUUUACAGCUAUAAACAGUCAGUCGCUCACUAUGGUCUUAUUUUCCUUUAUCUUGAAUUUAAUAAUGAGGUUUGUCAUGUUACUGAGAGACUAUAAUGCGCAAAGACUUUAUUAACGUGGCUUAUUAACCAAGACGCUAGAUGUACGAUAUAUAUAGUGUACAUCUAUUGUAUUUUCUUUGUGAAGAGACAGUAGUUGAUCAUACAGGUUUAAUUUUAUAUGUACAGUAUAGAGGAUAUUGUCACAAAGCAGCCUGACAGGAAUAUAAAAAUUCUGAAUAAAAAUGAGAGUUUAAAAUCUAAAUUUAUAUUUAACCUCAAUAAGCCAGAGGCAUCAGCGGUGAGGAAAAACUCUCUGAGAUGAUAUAACCAAGAAGAACCAGAGUCAAAAGUGAAGUGUGAUUAUAUAAUAAACCAUUUCCUUUCUAGAACUGUAAUAGAAAAAAUAUAUUGUUUAAUUUGCUUCCUCUGAUUCUGUAUAGUCUGCAGACCGUCUUAAAUAAAAGAACAACGUCAACGAUGAUCGUUAUGUAACGUUAAGAAGUACAGUUUAAGUCAAGGCUCCUGACUUCUUUGUAUUUAGCAAAAAAGUACAAUCUUGGUAAUAAAAUGGACUUUUAUGUCACUAUUAAAUGAAAAAACAA
Molecule: messenger RNA, 2152 nt
Organism: Tachysurus vachellii
Lineage: Eukaryota; Metazoa; Chordata; Actinopteri; Siluriformes; Bagridae
Gene: fam167ab
Product: family with sequence similarity 167 member Ab
Exons: 3
Coding region: 150-773 (207 amino acids)
Source: RefSeq, a predicted model, not a curated record